CAUAUGGUAACUCUGAUUUCGCUUAAUAAAACGUUUUUAGGAUUGUUAGUUUUUCACCACGUGUUAUUGGAAAUAGUUCGAAAUUUUUUUUGAUUCUAAAGAAAUUCUUUUAUACGAAUUAGAAUUCUCUUUCGAUCACGUGGUUACUCUAAUACGAAUCAUGACCAAUCAAGGCAAUCAUCGUCGGCGAAAACAUCUAUGGCGGACGAUGUUGCUCGGAUGUUCCGUGUUUUUUAUUGAAUUACCUUAACCUAAUUAUUUUUCGAAUGUAAUAGUGACCGAGUGAGUUUAACAAUGGGACCUAAAAAGACAUCGAAACCAACAGUUCCAAAUAAAAAGACCGUAAGACCGAGUAAAUCUACGAAAACCGGGAGCAAUGGAACGAAAAAAGCUGAACAAGAAUCCGAUCCUGAAAAGCCUUCUACUUCGAAAGAUGGUAAUAGCAUGAAAAUGACGAUGUGCACGGCGCCUACGAUGGUGCCUCGCACACCGGCUAAAAGACCUGGAAGACCACCGAGUGGUAAACGACUUGCAAUGACUAGGAAUCUUCCCGGUAAAAUUCGGGCUACAGUUAGAAGAAGCCUUGAUCCAUGUGAUAAUUCCAAUGAUAGUGGUUUAGGUUUUGAUAACCAUUUUGAUCCUUACGCAAUGGGUAUGCAGGAAAGGAUGCACUGUCCGGACGAGAGACUGCAACCAAAAAGAUCACGAUUAGAUGUUAAAAUUGAAGACGAAAUAAAUGACAGCUAUAGUUUUCCGGAUCAUGUAUCCGCUUGCGAAACUCAAAAUAACUCGACAACAUUGAUUAGAACAGCGCCCACAUCCUCGGUUUCAUCACUCAGCAUCAGUGCGUCACAGACAAGCACGUCAACUCAUACAACAUCAAGAUCAGCAUCUUUAGUUAGCCAUUCCGCUCAAUCGGGAACACCAGUCACACUUGCGACACAAUUAUCACAUACUUCAAAAUAUGGUGAUAUUUCGUUGAGUAUUAUUUGUCAACCUGAACAGCAACAUAGAGCAAGGUAUCAAACGGAGGGAAGUAGAGGAGCUGUUAAAGAUCGUACCGGAAAUGGAUUUCCCAUGGUGAAAUUAAAUGGUUAUAAUAAACCUGUAACACUACAGGUGUUCAUCGGAAGUGAUACUGGAAAAGUAACACCACACAUGUUUUAUCAAGCUUGUAGAGUAAGUGGAAAGAAUUCAACUCCAUGCACAGAAAAGAAAAUUGAAGGCACGAUUGUAAUCGAACUACUAAUGAACCCCGCUAAAGAAAUGACGGCAACUUGCGAUUGCGUCGGAAUCUUGAAGGAACGAAAUGUUGAUGUUGAGCAUCGAUUUCCCGAUCAGCAAGGGCCUAGAAGCAAAAAGAAAUCAACGAGAUGUAGAAUGGUGUUUCGAGCGACCAUAACUCAUAAUGACGGUGUUCAGGAGACUUUACAAGUUUGUUCACAACCGAUCGUUUGUACGCAACCACCUGGUAUUCCUGAAAUUUGCAAAAAAUCUUUGACUUCUUGUCCAGCGACGGGAGGCUUGGAAUUAUUUGCACUUGGUAAAAAUUUCUCAAAGGACACAAAGGUUUAUUUCCAGCUAAUGGAGAAUGAUCAUGUUCGCUGGGAACAAUCGGUAGCACCUGAUAAAGAAUAUUUGCAGCAGAUGCAUUUUGUGUGCGUAAUUCCACCCUACAUGCACCCAAAUAUUACCGAGCCCGUUACGGUAAGGUUAUUUGUGGUGUCAAGCGGUAAAACUAGCGAACCACAGCAUUUUGUUUAUACGCCCGUUAAUGGGGCAGUUCCAAGUGUACGCGUGGAUUCGCAAGCUACAUCAACACCAACAACAUCAAGCGCCCCAUUUCUAUCGAAGAUGAUGUGGUCAUCGCUUACUAAACAAGAACAAGACGUCGAUAUGAUGCCCCCACCAGGAACUAACAUGGUUCCGCUAGCACAACGCAGAUCAUCAACAAACACCAACACCGACAGCAAUUCGCCACCGCUACGCGGAUUGAAACAAGAACUUCUCGAUGAAAAUACUCAAAGCUCUAUUAUGGAUCCCAGCGAGUUACGAUCCAGUCGAUAUCGUCAUAUUUCCGAAAGCUCGUUAGAUGUUCAUCCCGGUGACUCUAAUUUAUCGAUGAUUAAUGAAAAUUCAAACAUUAGUCUUGUAAAUGAAAAUAGUGUUGAGAUGAUUGUCAGAAGAAAUUCGAUGAGUCGUCCCGUAACUGUCUGCGACAGUUCGUUGGAUGUUAACGUCUCGAAUUCCAAUCUUUCGUCGCUAAAUGACGAAUCAUCUUGUAGUGUUCACCUUCAAGAUAAUAGGAUAUUCAAUCAAGGUUUACUUACCACCGUUCAUUCGGACAUAUCAAACGCGUCUGUUGAAGAUCUCAAAGUUAUGGAUUUACGUAAAAUUUCUAUGGCAACCGUAGCCGAUUUGGCGAACACUUCCGCUCCAUCGCUAGCCACUUUGCAAAGCUUUGGUGUGACGGAAGCGUCCAGUGCUCCAUUGCCUACCCAAAGUGGCCUAAGUGUGGAGUCGUAUCUCACCACGCUUGAAAACAAGAACCGUUUGGUACAGAGUAUGUUCGGACAGAAAGUCAAUGAGGUAAUAGUAACUGGAAUUAUGAGCCCUUCUCAAAAUAUAUCACGAUUAGGUGCAGUUGAACCGGCGUUCGUCCAGAAUCAAAGACCAAUCGUAAACGCACAUCAAUCGGACGUUCUAAGCAUCGUCGCUAAAAGUGAAGCUGCCGCCAUAGCUGAAAAAAUGGCAGAGCAAUUACCUAUAACCACAACCGUUCCAUCAAUGCCUCCAGCAUUAGAUAACGCCAUUUUAACUUCUGCCAUUACAACCGAUAAGUUGGACGCUUUAGUUAAUUGUGCUGUAGAGACUCAUAUAAAUAAUUCAAAGAUGAUACGAAACACAUCUCCCCAGCAAAACUUGAUGUUGGGCAAUCAAGAUGUUUUAUUAAACUCUCAAAACUCCUUAAUGGUAUCGCCUAUUAUUAACACUGCCUUGACUACACCAACGACUUUGCAACAAGCCAUAAGUCAAUCGCCGAAUAUUUCCCCCGAAGUCAUUUUGAACUCUCAGGUUUCACCGAGUCUGAUGUGUCGAUCAUCUAAUAUAAUUCAAGACACUUUGUUAUCGACCACAGCGUUUUCUGCCACGACUGUUGACAACCCGAUCAUUCAACAACAAAAUUUAACAAACAUUUUAUCACCAGUUAAUCAACCUACCACUCAACAAUCUCAUAUGUCACCAGAACAUUUACACGCUAUAUCACCGAUUCAAAGAACGAUUGAGACGGAAAAAGAUAUUUUAUUAAAUGCAACGGCCGAUUUAUUGGCAACACAAAAAAAAAUUGCGUUUGGUAAUAUAUUGCAUCUUCCAGAUGGGAUCAAUAAUAACAAUAACAUCCAAACAAAUAGUUUAAUUCAAGAUAGUGCAUUACAAACGAUAGUUACCGAGGCUAGUUUCGUUGGUAAUCAAUUUCCAUCGACGGUAACAACCCAACCGGAAACGUUAACGUCGUCAAGCGAAAUUGAUAAAAGAAAUGAGGAUAGGAUGAUUCCGCCAUCGUUUCCGUCGAUGAGUGAUAACGAUUUGAUUAACAUCAUUAAUCCUACGUGUUUCGAUCAAGUAUAGUUCAUUCAUUGGUGGAGGCCAUUGCUGUGUGAUCUUGUGAGUUUGCGUGACUUUUAUUGUUAAGUUAUGCUCCCAUCUGUGUUUGCGAUGAGCGAAAGAGUGGCUUAAAAAAUUAUUGUGAUCACCUAAAAUUUAAGGAAGCGUAUCAUCAUAACUCAAAACAACAUCAUAAAAAUUAAAAAAAUAAAAUAAACAUCAUAAACAUUCUUCUUCUUUCAUAUAGCCUUCUUGUUUUUUGUGCAAGUUACAAUGCAAGUGCCGCUAAUAUUGCUUCGCGAAUACGCGUCAGUUUGAUUUUUGUUGUUCAAGAAGGGAUUAUUAAUUUGUUUGGUUCAUUAUUUUCAAUUACAAAAACGAUAUCUUUUUGACUUUGUGGACCUUUUCGUGAAAUAGGUUUUUGUUUGCGAGCUUCGGUUUCCUGUGUGUAUUUAUUUUAAUUUCGUUGCUGGACACUAACCGAAAUCGAACAACGCAACUUGUUGUUUUCUUGCAUUUGUUAUUGUUAUACUUUAAAAUAUUUACGCUGCUAUUCCAAUGUUCGGGAUAUUCGAUGUUUUCUGUGAAAGCAAAAUUACUUAAAAAAAAAAACUCAAAACGUUCUCGUAACGUGUCCUCAAGACACGCACACUCAAUAGAAUAUUCUCUUUUUUACGUUUUGUACAACACACAAUACGAUGACGUAAGGAUCACAUAGUUUUUAAUUUCUUUUUUAAAGAAUGAACUAAAUGCAAGCGACUACAGAUGAUAUAAAGAAUAUAAAAAAGAACUAUUUUGUAUGAUAAAUGUAUAAAAUUUAGAAUUAUGUAUCAAAGUGCUAAUAUAACUUGUUAAGUGGUGUAUAUUAUCGAAAAUAUAUAUGUUCAAUUUA
Messenger RNA from Onthophagus taurus, 4498 nucleotides. RefSeq names its product nuclear factor of activated T cells 3 (gene NFAT). Gene Ontology annotation, cellular component: transcription regulator complex. Gene Ontology annotation, biological process: regulation of transcription by RNA polymerase II. The record is from RefSeq and is a predicted model, not a curated record. Gene Ontology annotation, molecular function: RNA polymerase II cis-regulatory region sequence-specific DNA binding; DNA-binding transcription factor activity, RNA polymerase II-specific; transcription factor binding. NCBI's taxonomy places the organism in Eukaryota, Metazoa, Arthropoda, Insecta, Coleoptera, Scarabaeidae.